AUGCACGCCGCUUUUUUGUGUCUUGCGAUAUUAGCGUCAGCGCCCUCAGCGAUUGCAAACGAUAGAUUAUCGUCGAUAGGUGGCCCGAUCUUCCGUACUCAGCCGGCGCCCAGUCGUUCUAACGUCCAAAUCAAGGUCACAGAGACUGUUUUGGUGCCACAGCCUGCACUAUGCCAAACUGACGACCAAACCAUGACCACCAAGACUGCAGACAGCGAUCCAAUAACGAACCCACCACAGCAGCAGCUGCACAGUACGCAGUCACUGGAUUACCAAACAAAACCCAACCUCCUAACACGGCCGCCGAUUUUGAACGAGACUGCAGCAGACACAGACUCAUACGCCCAUUAUUGUGACCAAGACGAUGAAUAUGUUGAAGACGACUACAUUCAGUUUUUCUGUUGCAUUCCAAUAAUUUUGUUAAUAAUGUUAGUAUUGUUGGGGCAUUUGAAUCUUCAUUAUUUUUGUACAUCGAGAAUGAAAAAAGACUCAAUGGAAUCAGUUUCUUCACGAACAACCAACUCCUAA
Macrosiphum euphorbiae (potato aphid) is the source of this 528-nucleotide messenger RNA. The record is from the annotation of a GenBank genome assembly. NCBI's taxonomy places the organism in Eukaryota, Metazoa, Arthropoda, Insecta, Hemiptera, Aphididae.